CACAAUAGGACCUGCUGGCCCAAGACAUGGGAGCAAGAAGGAGAGUAGAGAAGGAUUAGAGGUGCAUGAUACCGGAGGAAAAUAGAAGAGACUUUCAUUGUCAUUGCAGCGUUGGACACUACAAAUAGUUUGAAUUGCACGCGGUCCACUUCCGCCCGGAAUGGGAGGAUCUUGUGGGUGCGACGCUUCCUGUCCGCUUGUGGAAGCCCUCCCCGACGUCCUUCGUCGAGAACAACGCUUCCGGAAUGACGGCAACAGGGCGUCGUCUUCGGGCCAAGUGAAGUCUAUCGGCUUCACUUCACCAUCUGGGCCCAACGUCAGUCCUCGUUGCGCCAGGGAGGAAUAGCGCAGCGUUUCCUCGUCCAUCGCGUGCAGUUCCGCCAAAGACGUCUCAUCCAAAUCUCCUGCGAAGAAACUAUUCAGCUGGGAACUUUUUUCAGUACUAAGACUUGGAUUUGUUUAUCUUCUUCGACGCAGAGGUAAUUUGGGACGAGCCAGGCGUGAAUUAAGCCUCUGCUGGUCAUGAACGCUCACUGGCUGCUGACGGUGGUUGCUGUAGCAACGGAGGCCCGUUUGGAUGAUGACGGACAUUGGAACUACAGAGAAGGAGUUGACAGAGUGGACGUGACAUCACAGCGCAGUGUGACUCAACUUUUGGAUGUUUGGGGGAAAGAAAUGUUCAAGGAAAUCAAAUCUUUGCUGCGAUCUCAACCCAACACUCUUCUACCUGACUACUCCAGGGUGCGCCUUCUCUCCGAAACCAUCCACGACUUGUUGCGAGAAGUCUCUCUGCUGCGUCAGCGAAUCAGCGAGCUCUCCCGUCGCCUAGCAACUCUGCAGCCCUUCCUCCGUCGCCAUGGCUACUGCGAGGCGUGGGACGGCCUGGCUCCGGCACGUCGGAGUCCGUCAGGGGACGCGCAGGAGCAGGGCCGCUAGUGAGGUGGGACGCGGGGGGCCAGGGUGCUGCAGAAGAUCAUCCGUCCAUUAAUCCAUUUCCUACCGCUUGUCCCUUCAUUGACGUAAAAUAUACUUUUUCAAUAAAGCAACUAAAAAUGUAAA
This is a messenger RNA of Nerophis ophidion (straightnose pipefish), 1059 nucleotides long. RefSeq lists its product as uncharacterized. Bases 523 to 936 code for a protein of 137 amino acids. The transcript has 5 exons. The record is from RefSeq and is a predicted model, not a curated record. NCBI's taxonomy places the organism in Eukaryota, Metazoa, Chordata, Actinopteri, Syngnathiformes, Syngnathidae.